This is a messenger RNA of Striga asiatica, 3332 nucleotides long. The record is from the annotation of a GenBank genome assembly. NCBI's taxonomy places the organism in Eukaryota, Viridiplantae, Streptophyta, Magnoliopsida, Lamiales, Orobanchaceae.
CAGGCAUCAUGAUGGAGGUCGGUUUCAGCUCCUUUCCUGAUUUGUAUUUUUUACAGUCGAAAAUGGAAUAUGGAACAAUUAUUUUUAGUCUGUGCAUUUGUUUUGGGUUUUGAGUUCAUGAGGCUAACUGAGAAGCAGAGUACUUCUUGAUGCUGAUCAAACCUGACAAGGGGCAAAAUCAAAUGGCAUAUAAUCAUGGGAUGGAGCCUUCUUACACACUGGACGAAGCUCUUGAGGUGGUGGGAUUUGGGAAAUUUCAAGCUCUGGUGAUGGCUUACGCUGGCCUUGGAACCAUGGCCGAGUCAAUCGAAUUCUUCGUAUUAUCUUUUAUAGGAACCUUGGUUAAAGACGAAUGGGAACUUUCAUCUGGGCAAGAAAGUUUGCUAACCACAGUAGUUUUUGGGGGCAUGCUUAUUGUAAAAUGUUUCCUUGGAACUAACCAGAGGGUUGGCCUCCUAAGUGUUGGUGUAGUAACUAGCAUAUUUGCUUUUCUUAGUGCAUUCUCCCCAAAUUAUGUGUCACUGCUUGUCUUGCGUAUGGUAGUUGGCAUUGGUGUGGGUGGUGGACCUGUUUACGCAUCCUGGUAUAUUGAGUUUGUACCUAUUCGAAACCGAGGCAUUUGUAUGGUUUUCUUUUCCACUUUCUGGACAAUGGGAUCAAUACUUGAGGCUUCCUUGGCAUGGAUUGUGAUCCCGAGACUGGGAUGGAGGUGGCUGCUUGCACUAUCAUCAGUGCCCUGUUUGGCAGCAUUUAUUUUCUACAUUUUCACAAUAGAGUCUCCAAGAUAUCUAUACCUAAACGGCAGAAUAUCCGAUGCGCAGUGUGUUUUCCGGAAAAUGGCCGAGGUUAACAAAACUGAACUUCCUUCUGGCAUGCUUGUCUCGGAUCAAAUUAGUGGACUUGGUGAAGAGCGUAUUCAUUCAGAGAAUAUCCCAUUGCUACCGGAAAAUGUUACAAAAACAGGAUUUCGGUCUUUGUUCACACUUUUCUCGUCGAGCUUAUUAAGAACUACUCUUCUCAUUUGGGCCGUCUUUUUCGCGAAUGCGUUUGUGUAUUUUGGGGUUGUGCUACUGAUUCCAGGGUUCACAGGUGAUGUGCAAAGUAAAUGUGGGAUGGCUGGUUUAAAGACGAAUUCAAGCCUCUACAGGAAUACAUUUAUCUCUAGCUUUGCAGAGAUUCCUGGGCUCAUUUUAGCAGCAACACUCGUGGACAAAUUCGGACGCCGGAUUUCGUUGCUGCUUUUGUAUAUAUUUAGCUUCAUAUUCUUUUUGCCGCUGUUUUUCCACCAAAACGAACUAAUAGCCACUGCCCUUUUGUGGGGGAUUCGCAUGUGCAUCACUGGAAACUAUAAACUAGCUGGUAUUUACUGUCCUGAGGUAUAUCCAACGUCUGUGAGGACAACUGGAUAUGGUGUUGCCUCAUCUGUGGGCAGAGUAGCAGGCAUGAUAUGUCCUCUUGUUGCCGUUGAUAUGGUCUUGAGUUGCCAUAAGACAGCUGCCAUUGACGAGGCUAUUGUUCAAAUUAAAGGGUUAAAGCCACUGGAAAAGGAUAAACUCAUCUGGGCGCCGAACUCACAAGUUGCAGUCGCGCUAGUGCUAGCUGAAAUUGAGACGAACGCACGGGCUAUGACGGACUCUGACCAUGUGUACACUCUGGAUGAAGCACUUGAUACUGUUGGGUUCGGUAAAUACCAGGGCCUUUUACUUGCUUAUGGAGCUCUAGGUUGGAUUUCAGAUGCUAUGGAGAUGAUGAUACUCUCAUUUGUGGGGUCGGCAGUUGAGUCUGAGUGGGAUCUCUCUCCCGGUCAAAAGAGCUUGAUAUCGACUGUGGUCUUUGCUGGCAUGCUAGUUGGAGCAUGUUUUUGGGGCAUGAUAUCCGAUAGUUAUGGUCGAAAGAAGGGAAUUCUAGGUGUGACUAUUAUUACAGCUGUUGCUGGGCUACUAAGUGCUCUCUCACCAAAUUACGUAUGUUUAAUUGUGCUUCGUUGCAUGGCUGGAGUUGGUAUUGGAGGUAUGAGCAUAAUCAACACGUGGUUUUUGGAAUUUGUCCCGACAUUCAAUAGAGGUGCCUGGAUGAUUGUCUUUUCGGGCUUUUGGACGGUUGGGACAAUAUUUGAGGCUGCUCUUGCUUGGAUUGUCAUGCCCAGACUUGGGUGGAGAUGGUUUGUCGCACUUUCAUCGGGACCUUCUUUCAUUAUGGUACUCUUAUAUGGAUUAAUGCCUGAGUCUCCUAGGUUUCUGUGCAUGAAAGGAAAAACUAAGGAGGCUCAUAGUAUUCUGGAAAAAGCAGCAUCAGUAAAUGGAAUAACACUCCAUGCUGGCCUGCUAGUUUCUGAUCAAAAUGGUGAUGAAGAGUUUGCAGCAUCCGAAAAUUGCCAUUUGCUUUCCCCAAGAACAAAUAAAACAUACAUAUCCAGUUUCUCGUUACUAUUUUCACUUUUUUCUCCAAAAUUAAUAAAAACAAACCUUCUGUUGUGGUUCUUGUAUUUUGGAAAUACGUUCUCGUAUUAUGGCAUUAUAUUGCUGACCUCCGAGCUCAGCAGCGAUCAAAGUAAGUGCAGAUUGGGUGCUUUGAGUAUGGUGAAAAGUCUAAACUCGAGCCUUUAUGUUGAUGUAUUUGUUACCAGCUUGGCAGAGGUUCCUGGCCUCGUUUUUGCGGCUUUCAUUGUGGACAGAUAUGGUCGCAAGCUUUCCAUGGCGAUCAUGUUUGUGUUGUCCGCGUUGUUACUUCUUCCAUUAUUGGCCCAUCAGAGUGAGAUUUUGACAACAGCUCUACUGUUCGGAGCUCGAGCAUUCGUCUCAGCAGCUUUCAUUGUUGCCUGUAUUUAUGCGCCGGAGGUGUACCCAACUGAGAUACGAACGACAGCUGUCGGGACAGCAUCGGCUAUAGGGAGGGUUGGGGGAAUGAUAUGUCCUCUUGUGGCAGUCGGCUUAGUUAGCGCCUGCCAGCAAACGUAUGCAGUCAUACUGUUUCAGGUUAUCAUACUUCUGUGUGGGCUUUGUGUCAUGUUAACUCCAGUCGAGACGAGUGGGAGGAAUUUGGCUUGAACCUUAAUGGUGGUUGAUGAUUUAGUAAAGAUCACAUGUUAUUAGUGAGAAAAAAAUUCAAGUACAAAUAAGAUGAGUUGCGUCGUUAUAAUUUAUGUUAUGUGGUUUAUGUGUGGGUUGAAGUAUAUAUUGUUUUAGAUUCUGGGGUUUUAUAUUUAUUAUUCUUUUUUAUUAGUUGGCUAUUAUAUCAUCCAGAAAAUGUAAGCUGCAAUGGAAUUUGUUGGAGGAGAGAAAAAUGGAAGAAUGAGAUUAUACGUAUAUUCGAGAACCGAAAAUUUGAGAAAU